Plenodomus lingam JN3 is the source of this 864-nucleotide messenger RNA. RefSeq lists its product as uncharacterized. Gene Ontology annotation, cellular component: Ski complex. Gene Ontology annotation, molecular function: protein binding. Lineage: Eukaryota; Fungi; Ascomycota; Dothideomycetes; Pleosporales; Leptosphaeriaceae. The record is from RefSeq and is a predicted model, not a curated record.
AUGUCCACCAAAGCCGCACUCAAGGCCGCGAAAGCCGCCAUCGACAGCAAGAAGUGGGAUGAGGCGAUUGAGCAGGCAAACGCAGUGCUAGAGAAAGACGCCAACAAUUACUUUGCCAAACUGUUCCUGGGUCGUGCAAAUGAUGGAUUGGGGAAACACGAAGAAGCUGCGCGGGCAUACAUGGACGCGACGGCCAUCAAGCCAGACGAUACGCAAGCAUGGCUGGGACUGAGGGGCCUGUAUGAGGGUCUGGGGCCGUCAAAAGUAGACGAGAACAUCCAUGUCGGACUCAAGCUCGCAGAGCUCUACAUGAACCUCGACGACGCUCACCGCUCUCAAACCGCAAUCGAUAAACUCGUCGACCACGCCCGGCGCCAUGGCACAAAACCCCAAUACGCACGCGCACUAGCCACCCAACUCCCCUCCUCCCCCAUCUACGCCUACCUCGAGGGCCGGCUCCCCGCACCGGGCGCAACCUACGCACGCAUUGCGGAGAUCCACGAGGUCGCCGAAGAAGCCACAAUCCAGCGCCUCAUUGAUGAGCGGCGACAGCGCUUGGGCGCAACGCUCGAGACGACAACGGCGGCGGUCAAGCACGAGGUUUUUGCGGCGAGUCCGCUCGAGGGUUUAUACGAGGAGCUGAUUAAUUGGACGAAUGAUGACGAGUUGAGGAGGGACUAUGAGGAGCGAUUGUUGCGGCGCGCGUAUGAGACGUUGCUUGUGCUGCCGGCGGGACAGAAAAGAGAGAAGAGGGAGAAGGUGAUGCGGUUGGCGCAUGACAUGGUUGUCAUCAAGCAUCCGUAUCUGUUGGCGUGGAAUAUCGAGUUGGAGUGGCGGUCUGGAUUGGAGCUGGAGGCGUAUUAG